AUUCAUGUUAGCACAAACGUGUUGUUGACGUUAAUGGGAGCGGUUCUUGUGACCUUGGCGACCGGCGCCCACGGACGGUCGCCUUAAUUGCCUGCACCCUUACUGACGCCUUUAAACGCACAUAACUGCCACAAUGAAUUGGUCGCAAAUGCAUUCCCUCGCUAAGAGUAACACUUCUUUCGAACCAUAGGAGGCCCAUCACCCCGGCAACUUAGGUACAAGCCCUCAGUGGCCUGCGCGGCCUCUUCAGGCCAACACUAACGACAUGAAUUCACUUAAACUCUCAACGAAAGCACAAGAUCCAACCGUCUGCUGCGCCCCCAGCUGCGCUCCACCCGAGUUGACUCACGAAGCCCAGCAGGCUUCGGCCCUCAGCCCCAACACAACGACUACCGGCAUGCCUCCCGCAUCUGCAGCUGUACCCCCCAGCCAGCCCCAAGCAGUUGCUCCUCCCGGCCAGCCUCAAGCAGCUGUGCCUCCCAGCCAGCCCCAAGCUCCCGGCUGGGGUGCCUGGGAGCAGCGCGAGUUCCUGUUCGCACACCGCGACUGGCAGGCGGUGUCUGACUUCCUAGCAGCGGUGGUGCGGGGCAACGCCAG
Messenger RNA from Astrephomene gubernaculifera, 597 nucleotides. NCBI's taxonomy places the organism in Eukaryota, Viridiplantae, Chlorophyta, Chlorophyceae, Chlamydomonadales, Astrephomenaceae. The record is from the annotation of a GenBank genome assembly.